This is a messenger RNA of Arabidopsis arenosa, 3637 nucleotides long. The record is from the annotation of a GenBank genome assembly. NCBI's taxonomy places the organism in Eukaryota, Viridiplantae, Streptophyta, Magnoliopsida, Brassicales, Brassicaceae.
ACCUUUUCGUUUCUCUCAAACCCUAAUCUUAAAUCAGAUUGGCGUUUGAUCUUCUCCUUCUCGCCUUUUUAAUCCAAAAUUAGAGAUUCAGUUCUGUUCUCUCUGAAUUCUAUCUGGGCUUUCCAAAUUCCGUUACUUUUCCCCAAUUCUGGUUUUUGUUUUCAAUAAAUGUGGUAGAUCGAGACCCGAGAUUUCGUUUUUGGGGAGGUGGGCUUGGGGGUUGCAUGAGGAUUUGGUGUUUUUCUUGCUUCACCGACGAAGACGAGGAAGACGAAAACGGCUGCAGAGUGAAUAAACAGUCUUUAGCAACGGCCAUGGAGAACAAUAACGGCGAUGGUGAUUUUGUAAAUUUCGGUGAAAACGAGAGGGCACCAAGAGUCCCACGUUGGAGGCUCAGGCUGUGUGCGGAGGAAGGUGAAGCAGCAGGGGCUGAAUUGGAGCGUUUAUGGACCUCUGAGAUUCGCUUGCAGCAGUUGGUUCAGGGUGAGAGUAGCAAUGCGGUGGCAGCAGCUGAGGAGGAUAGUACGAUGGAGGAAGCUGAUCAUGAUUCGUAUCACAAGCGUGCCAAAGUCUACUCUGGGCUUGCUGAGUGCCGGUCGGUUUCCGGGGUAUCUUCAGAUGCUGGAAAUUCUGUUUCGUCGGUGGAGAGAAAUGUUAGUUUUGGCAUUGCUUCUUCUUCCCGGUCGGAUACUGAUAUGUUCUGCCAGAAUUUCAUCUUGAAUUAUAGUCGGAAAGAUGGGAAAAAAGAUGAUGGAGAUGAUAAUGGUUCUUCAGACGCAGAAGAUUUUGAAGUUCAUAUUGAUUUGACUGAUGACCUCUUACAUAUGGUAUUCUCGUUCUUGAAUCAUGUCGACCUCUGUCGCUCUGCUAUGGUAUGUCGGCAGUGGAGAGUAGCUAGUGCUCAUGAGGAUUUCUGGAAGGUCUUGAACUUUGAAAAUAUAAGGAUUUCUAUGGAACAAUUUGAAAACAUGUGUAGUCGCUAUCCAAAUGCUACUGAAGUGAAUGUUUAUGGCGCUCCUGCUGUUAACGCUCUGGCUAUGAAAGCCGCUACCACUCUGAGGAAUCUUGAGGCCUUAACUAUAGGAAAGGGUCAUAUCAGUGAAAGCUUUUUCCAGGCAUUGGGGGAGUGUAAUAUGUUAAGGAGUGUGACUGUAAGUGACGCUAUUCUGGGAAAUGGUGCUCAGGAAAUACACCUGAGUCAUGAUAGGCUACGCGAACUUAAAAUUACAAAAUGUCGUGUUAUGCGUUUGUCUAUCAGGUGUCCGCAGCUCAGGUCUCUAUCAUUAAAAAGAAGCAACAUGUCACAGGCGAUGCUUAACUGUCCACUCCUCCAACUUCUUGAUAUAGCCUCGUGCCAUAAGCUCUUGGAUGCUGCUAUCCGUUCAGCAGCCACUUCGUGUCCUCAAUUAGAGUCGCUAGACGUUUCUAACUGUUCCUGUGUCAGUGAUGAAACUUUGCGUGAAAUAGCCCAGGCUUGUGCUAAUCUCCAUAUUCUUAAUGCUUCAUACUGCCCCAAUAUAUCUCUUGAGUCAGUACAUCUUCCCAUGUUGACAGUUCUCAAGCUUCAUAGCUGUGAGGGUAUAACAUCCGCGUCUAUGACUUGGAUUGCUAAUAGCCCUGCACUAGAGGUUUUGGAGCUUGAUAAUUGCAAUCUGUUGACAUCUGUAUCUCUGCAUCUCUCGCGUUUGCAGAGUAUAAGCCUAGUCCAUUGUCGCAAAUUCACAGAACUGAACUUGCAAAGCACCAUGCUUUCAUCGAUCACUGUUUCAAACUGUCCGGCGCUUCGCCGUAUCACAAUCACUUCCAACUCCCUUCGACGAUUAGCUCUGCAGAAACAGGAGAAUUUGACGACAUUAGUUCUACAAUGUCAUUCCUUGCAAGAAGUGGAUCUCUCUGAUUGUGAAUCAUUGUCUAACAGUGUUUGCAAAAUAUUUAGUGAUGAUGGUGGAUGCCCAAUGCUGAAGUCAUUGAUUCUUGACAACUGUGAGAGUUUAACAGCAGUGCGGUUCUGCAAUUCAUCGCUAGCAAGUCUUUCCCUUGUUGGCUGUCGUGCUGUUACUUCUCUUGAGUUGAAGUGCCCUCGCAUAGAGCAGAUCUGUUUGGAUGGAUGUGAUCAUCUUGAAACUGCAUUCUUCCAACCUGUCGCUCUGCGGUCUCUAAAUUUAGGAAUAUGCCCAAAAUUGAGUGUGCUCAAUAUUGAAGCACCUUAUAUGGUGUCCCUUGAAUUGAAAGGUUGUGGUGUACUGUCUGAAGCAUCCAUUUUUUGUCCUCUAUUAACAUCUUUAGAUGCGUCUUUCUGCAGUCAACUGAGGGAUGACUGUCUGUCUGCAACCACUGCUUCUUGCCCACUCAUUGAGUCACUGGUGCUAAUGUCAUGCCCUUCCAUUGGCUCCGAUGGCUUGUCUUCCUUGAACGGGCUCCCAAAUUUGACUGUUCUUGAUUUAUCGUACACUUUCUUGAUGAAUUUGGAGCCCGUCUUCAAGUCUUGUAUUCAACUGAAGGUACUCAAAUUACAAGCCUGUAAAUAUCUUACUGACUCAUCAUUGGAGCCUCUAUACAAAGAAGGUGCUUUACCGGCACUUGAGGAGUUGGACCUGUCAUAUGGAACUCUCUGUCAGACUGCGAUAGAUGAUCUACUUGCGUGCUGCACACACUUGACCCAUUUGAGCUUGAACGGUUGUGUAAACAUGCAUGACCUCGAUUGGGGUUCAACCAGUGUACAUCUAUUUGAUUACUUUGGGGUCUAUAGUUCUAGUGAGACUACCCAGGAACCAGCUGAAACAGCCAAUCGUUUACUGCAAAACCUAAACUGUGUGGGUUGCCCCAAUAUUAGAAAAGUGUUGAUACCACCUGCAGCUCGCUUUUACCAUUUAUCAACACUGAACCUUUCGUUAUCGGUCAAUCUGAAGGAGGUUGAUCUCUCCUGUUCCAACCUGGUUUUACUUAAUUUAAGCAACUGUUGCUCUCUGGAAGUAUUGAAGCUUGGCUGUCCAAGAUUGGCUAGUCUCUUUCUUCAGUCUUGUAACAUGGAUGAAGCAGGAGUUGAAGCGGCUAUAUCAGGAUGCAGCUCACUCGAGACAUUGGAUCUCCGUUUCUGUCCAAAGAUAUCCUCGGUGAGCAUGACAAAGUUCCGAACAGUGUGCCCUAGUUUGAAACGCGUCUUCAGCAGUCCGAAUCUCUUGCAAGAUUAGGGUUUUGCCCCAAAUGUUUGAUUAUAUACAACUUUUUCUGCAGAUUAUAGAAAUAAUGUGUUGUGUUGUGUGGUGUUUGGGAUGUAAAGGGGUCCAAGUCAUUAGUUUCAGUUGUGCAUAUAGGCCUCUGGAGCUUGUACUGUGGCCUUCUUCGUCUGCUUGUGUGAUGACACAAACCUAAACAACAUUAGUACUUUUUUGAGUAUGUGGUUCAUGAUAAUGUUGCUACUGUUAUAUGUAGUUCUUCUAUUUCCCUUAUCAAUUUACAUUUAAAGCAUUGAUCCACAUCGACUCACAAUCCAUGCUAAGUUUCCAUCAUAAACUGUUUGUGGGAUAGUACUUAGUACUAGUCUGAACUCUGAAGAGACGAUCGGUUCAAUUGCAAUGUUUUCUCAUUUCUGAUAUCUCCUGCAGUUAUUUUUUUCUUAUAAAAUGUAAGAAUUAAC